AUGAGUGGUUCAAACGCCGAUACCGCCCGCCUGGAGCGCGCAUCUGCCGAGUCGAGAGCAAACAAGGCCAGGUCCAGGAAGGCGAAGAGGAAAGAUGGAGGGCGGUUGGACAAGAUUGCUCAAUGGCUAUUGGAGAAUCAGACCGGCCUGGUGUUUCAUACUGUCGCCCCCCUCUUUCUUGCGCACCUUUGCAUCCCCGCGGCCCGCCCAUUCACGUCCAAGUUCUUUGAGCUUUCAUACUACAACCCAUAUACAGGCAUAUAUAGCGCCGGCCAUAAUGAUCUGUGCUUCGUCGCGCUGUGCGUGGUGUUAUGCAUCGGUAUUCGCGCAGCCUUGAUGGUCCAUGUCCUCUCGCCCCUUGGCAGGCACUGGGGCAUCAAGAAGAAGAAGGAUGCGACGCGAUUCGCCGAACAAGGCUGGAUGUUGACCUACUAUAUUGUUUUCUGGCCUCUUGGAAUGUAUCUCUACUGCAAGUCGCCUUACUACCUCAAUAUGAAGGAGCUGUGGUCCAACUGGCCACAAAGGGAUCUUGACGGGCUGAUGAAGGCAUAUAUCCUGGCGCAACUGGCAUAUUGGAUCCAGCAGGUCAUUGCUGUCAAUAUCGAGGCCCAACGGAAGGACUAUAAGGAGAUGUUGGUCCACCACGCCAUCACCAUCUCUCUCAUCGUUGCAUCCUAUGCAUAUCAUCAGACGCGGGUCGGCCAUUUGAUCAUGGUACUGAUGGACGUGAUUGAGUUGAUUUUUCCUCUGGCGAAAUGCCUCAAGUACCUCGGCUUCACGACGCUCUGCGAUGUGGUUUUUGGCGUUUUCUUGUUUGUUUGGGUUUGGACACGGCACGUUUUCUACCUCAUGAUAUGCUGGAGUGCCUACCAUGACGUGCCAAAAGUUUCGAAAAUGGGGUGUUUUCGGGGUGCCCCUGGUGAAAUCGCCGGCCCAUUUCCCGCGCCGACAGAAGGUUGGUCGCAUCUUUUGGAGCCAUUCAAAGACCCUGCAGGAACGGUGUGCAUGACCGAUGGCGUCCGCCAGGGUUUCUUGACGUUCCUCCUGGCUCUCCAGGUCGUCAUUUGCGUGUGGUCUUUCUUCAUCAUUCGGGUCACAGUGCGUGUGCUCAAGGGCGCUCCAGCCGAAGAUGUGAGGAGCGACGUGGAGGCUGAGGAGACGGAAAGCGGGUUCUACGAGGAAGAGGUGGUGGCUAUCGAGGAGGACGUGGGCGUUGACUCCAUCGAUCUCAAAGCCUGGGAGCGUCGCAACGGUAAAAAGUCUACGAGUUCGAGGGUGACUGGCGCCAAUGUUCGCAGCCACGGGGACCGCAAGGAUCUGCUCACCAGAAUUGGGUGCGAGAAGCAGAUCGAUUGAGAAAGACACGCGGAAUGCCCACUCCUCUAUUUCCAGCUAUGAUCAUGAUACAGGCAGAAAAACAGGAAAAGAAAAAGAGAGAAAACCCAGGUUCGAUCCUCACCAUGCUUUCCAUCGAAGUUUGCAAUGAACUGAUACAGGCGACAUGAACCAUGUAUCAUAUUCGCUCGUGAUGAACCUCAAAGUUCAGGCUCGAAGAACCGAAAAGAUCAGGAUAAUGCCAGCUCCACGAAUGCCCGACAUGCGCGAACACUCUUUACCGCGUAAGGCCCUUUUUUGGUAGGAAACGUGCCAUGUUCCGUCCAGUUCGGAGGCAUAUCGUGACAUUUACCUUCCGAUU
Messenger RNA from Canariomyces notabilis, 1696 nucleotides. Its product is annotated as TLC domain-containing protein. Gene Ontology annotation, cellular component: membrane. Lineage: Eukaryota; Fungi; Ascomycota; Sordariomycetes; Sordariales; Chaetomiaceae. Gene Ontology annotation, molecular function: sphingosine N-acyltransferase activity. The record is from RefSeq and is a predicted model, not a curated record. The transcript has 4 exons. Gene Ontology annotation, biological process: ceramide biosynthetic process. The coding region runs from base 1 to 1356 and encodes 451 amino acids.